UGAGACUGUUAUGAGACUGUGAUAGAUUAAAUAACAUUAUAGAUACCGCAAGGAAUACCCUGAAAUUAAAUCAAAUGAGCGAUCAAUCAGAAUCAAAACCUACCGCCAAACAGUUGGGAAUCAAGAAGCACUCAUGUGUGAUUCGCUUUUAUUGGCGGCGUCAAAGAAGCCGGUAACUCCCACAUAAGCCAAAUGAUAAGAAAUGCCUAUAAAUGCAGUGUUGCUAAUAGAAGUGAUUCAGUAAUUCGCUGAUACGAGCCCCAACCACUAUUAAUUCGAACAGCAUGUGAUUUUUGCAGUGUGCAAUGUUCAACACACGAUAGUUUCGAUACUAUUACAGAUAGCGUAUGUCAAUGUAUUUUUUCUUAAAGAGAAUUUUGUUCUCUUUACGAUGAUAAAAAAAUAUUUCUUGUAUUUACAACAACAACAAAAAUAUGAGUACUUUAUUCAAAACGUAGACUUAAGAGAUAAGAAAAAAUUGACCACUAUUAAUUCAAAUGCUGCUUAAUAUAACAAAUUAAUAUAAAUUAAAAUUGUGUAACGUCACCUUUGGCCUGUAUUACACAUUUAAUACGUUUUGGCAUUGAUUUCAACAAAUUUUGGCAAUGUUCUCGAGAAAUCGAGUCCCACAUCUCUUGCAAUUUUAUUUUAAGGUCAGAAAUGUUCCUUUGUGGCUCAUUGCGAAGCUUUCUUUUCAUUAGCCACCAAAUAUUUUCAAUGGGGCUUAGAUCAGGACUAUUUGCUGGCCAAUCUAAAACCUCCAUUUGUUUAUAUUGAAGCCAAUUUUUUGUUGUUUUGGCUGUGUGCGAUGAUGCUCCGUCCUGCUGAAAGGGAACUGGCCCGUGACAAAAGGGAACUGGCCAAAAUUGUCAAGUCUGAUCGUCGCCAAUCUUUAAGAAAUUUGGCUUCAGAGUGGUCGCAGAAAAUUGGAAAAACUGUGAAACGAGAAUGGACGCGACAGCAGUUAAAAAAUAUUGGAUAUGGAUUCUAUAAAGUAUGUUUUAUUAUACUUUUUAUAUCAUAACCAAUAACUUAUCUGACUCGUAGGCCAAGGAAAAACCCUUGCUCACGCUUCGUCAAAAAAAAAAGCGUUUGCAAUGGGCUCGUGAAAGGAUGUCUUGGACUCAAAGACAAUGGGACACCAUCAUAUUUAGCGAUGAAGCUAAAUUUGAUGUAAGUGUCGGCGAUACAAGAAAACGAGUAAUCCGUACAAAGGGAGAAGCAUAUCAUAAAGACUGCCUUAAAAGGACAGUAAAGUUUCCUGCAAGCCUUAUGGUAUGGGGAUGUAUGUCUGCCAAAGGGUUAGGAAAACUACAUUUUAUUGAAGGAACGGUUAACGCUGCAAAAUAUAUUAAUAUUUUGGAAGAUAGUUUGCUGCCAUCAAUACCAAAACUGGCAGACUGUGGUGAAUUCACCUUUCAGCAGGACGGAGCAUCAUCGCACACAGCCAAAACAACAAAAAAUUGGCUUCAAUAUAAACAAAUGGAGGUUUUAGAUUGGCCAGCAAAUAGUCCUGAUCUAAGCCCCAUUGAAAAUAUUUGGUGGCUAAUGAAAAGAAAGCUUCGCAAUGAGCCACAAAGGAACAUUUCUGACCUUAAAAUAAAAUUGCAAGAGAUGUGGGACUCGAUUUCUCGAGAACAUUGCCAAAAUUUGUUGAAAUCAAUGCCAAAACGUAUUAAAUGUGUAAUACAGGCCAAAGGUGACGUUACACAAUUUUAAUUUAUAUUAAUUUGUUAUAUUAAGCAGCGUUCGAAUUAAUAGUGGUCAAUUUUUUCUUAUCUCUUAAGUCUACGUUUUGAAUAAAGUACUCAUAUUUUUGUUGUUGUUGUAAAUACAAGAAAUAUUUUUUUAUCAUCGUAAAGAGAACCAAAUUCUCUUUAAGAAAAAAUACAUUGACAUACGCUAUCUGUAAUAGUAUCGAAACUAUCGUGUGUUGAACAUUGCACACUGCAAAAAUCACAUGCUGUUCGAAUUAAUAGUGGUUGGGGCUCGUAUUACGAAAAACAAUAACAUGCAGUCUCUUACAAUUCUAACCCUUUUUGCCAUCGUCCUGGGGGCACAAAAUGCUAGAGCUGGAACCCUCAGCUUUGGAUCCCUGAUGGGGGAUGUGUCCCAAGUGGCCGUUGCUGGGGAGAAGGUCAUCCAUCAUCUGGAAAACGCUGUGGCCAGCUCCCAAUCGGAUUUUGUCCAGCCCAACACCUUGAAUCUCCUAAGCGACAUGGGAAACGCCCUGGGAGAUCUGGCUAACGCCAUUACCAGUUUGAGAGUGGAGAACGAUUAUAUGCAACCCGAGGCCACCAAUCUUUUGGGCGAUGUUUUGGGUGGAGUGGGCACUGGUCUCGGAGAUCUGGCCAAUGCGAUUACCAGUCUUAGUGCUCAGAUGCAGAACGGACCUCAGGCUCGCAGUCUUUCGUCCAAUGGUGCUUCUAUUAUAGCUGAAGGCGGCGCCGUGAGUGCCAAGACUAUAGCCGCUGCUGCCGAUGCUGCUGCCCCCUACAUAAAGCAGCUAAAUGCUGGCCUAGGCGAUCUGGCUAAUGCCCUCACCAGCCUGUGAAGAACAAGAAGAACAAGAAGAACUCGGGAGCAGUUCAAUUAACAAAUAAAUAUUCAAUCGCGCAAAGAGCUUAGUGAGUGCUU
Messenger RNA from Drosophila yakuba, 2637 nucleotides. RefSeq lists its product as uncharacterized. Bases 1961 to 2554 code for a protein of 197 amino acids. The record is from RefSeq and is a predicted model, not a curated record. The transcript has 6 exons. Lineage: Eukaryota; Metazoa; Arthropoda; Insecta; Diptera; Drosophilidae.